Ilyonectria robusta is the source of this 1023-nucleotide messenger RNA. Its product is annotated as kinase-like domain-containing protein. Gene Ontology annotation, biological process: peptidyl-serine phosphorylation; autophagy; protein autophosphorylation. Bases 1 to 1023 code for a protein of 340 amino acids. Gene Ontology annotation, molecular function: ATP binding; protein serine/threonine kinase activity. The transcript is spliced from 2 exons. NCBI's taxonomy places the organism in Eukaryota, Fungi, Ascomycota, Sordariomycetes, Hypocreales, Nectriaceae. Gene Ontology annotation, cellular component: autophagosome; cytoplasm. The record is from RefSeq and is a predicted model, not a curated record.
AUGGCUGCUGCUAAGCCAGCCGGCCUCGAGUCGAGGAUCGAAGCAGUCUGGGAUCCCGAGGCCGAACAAACCACGCAGAUCCGCACCGUCAUCGGCGUCUCGGCUCGCUGCCGGAGGUUGAAGUUGGAGGAUACGUGGAAGAGGAAGCGAAUUCUUGGUCAUGGCGCCUACAGUACUGUCUGGUUGGAGGAGUGCAUCGCUAGUUCUGGGCCGCGCGAUGGAGAGUCGCAUCUUCGUGCCAUCAAAGAGAUCCAUAAGCGCCCUCAUGUCUCCUCCGCAUCCGAGUUCCACCGAGAACUCGAGGCUAUAGCCAAAUUCUCCCAUGACAGGUUCGCACACUGUUUCGUGAGAUCCUCAGGAUGGUUUCAGAAUGACGAGAGCCUCUUUAUCACUAUGGAAUAUCUUAAGUAUGGGGAUCUACAGCAAUAUCUCACCAAACCAUUCCCCGAACCCGAGGCCCGACAGAUAUCCCUACAAGUCACCGAAGCCUUGCAGCUGAUGCAUGAGAGCGGCUUCGCACAUAGAGACCUCAAGCCCGGCAACAUCCUCAUCUUCCAAAAGGGCCCUGGGUGGUGGGUAAAGCUUGCAGACUUUGGUAUCUCCAAGCGCGGCGUUGAAUCGUCCACACUAUUGCGGACUGUGGAAAUUGGCACUCGCGGCUUUAUGGCCUCAGAAAUACUUGGCCUGUAUUGCCCCGAUGACUUUGACGAGGAAGCAUUUGAGGCCGACGAAGCCGCUCAUGACGCUUUGGCAUACACACCCAUUACGCACAGGAUGUUGACGCAAAAGCCGGCCUUUAAUACCCGUGGCAGGCUUUGGUCUUAUGUCACCAAGGGCACACCUUUUCCCACGAGUGAACUGGAGGCUGUCAAUACAAGUGCGCAGGGCAUCAGCUUCAUCCAGGAAGUCAUGGCUGCAUCGCCAAAGAAACGACUCACAGCGGUGACCGCCAUCGGCCACGAUUGGCUCGAGAACCAUGAGUUUCUAGACGAGACACGGAGUCGUUCUAGCACAGAGAGGUAA